UCUUCUUCUUCUUCCUCUUCUUUCUCCUCGUUGCUUUUGCUAAACAGAUUAUCAUUCUUAUUUGUGUUGGCGUCCAUGGGUAGCAAGAAGAGAGAGUCCAGUUCUAUGGAAGACUCUGGAGUAGAGCUCCUAAAAGACAAGCAGCAAGUGAACUCGGGCAUUGAGAAUGCUGGAGCAGAACCCUCGAAUAAGAGGGUAAAAAAAGAGAAAAAGAAGAAGGAUACUGAAAUUCCUGAGAGUGAAAAUCAGAAUGAUGCCAAUGUAGCAUCAACCUCCUCAAUUUCUCACAACCCUUCCAUGAAUUCGAUGGAAAGGAGAAAACAAAGGAAGAUGCUGGAUAAGGAAAGACAUCGAGCAGAGACCAUCAAAAUCGAAUCGGUACCUGAAAAAAUGGACGUGGAAUUAAAAAGUGAUAACAAUGAGAGGGGUAGUACCAGUAAUAGUAGUAGCGGAAUAUUGCCUGAGUUCCACAUUGGGGUUUUUAAGGAUCUGGCCGCAGUUGAGGCAAGCAUCAGGGAAGCAGCUGCCAAGGCAUUGGCGACCGAGUUAAGGGAAGUUCAGAAAGCGUAUGAUAAGUUAGAGAACAAGGAUGAGGUCGAAGAUAAAUCCAAACUGGAAGCAGAGAAGGAUGACGGCUUGAAUAACUGUGCUCCAUCUGUGCGGUAUGCUGUGCGGAGACUCAUUCGUGGCGUGUCCUCAUCGAGAGAGUGUGCAAGACAGGGAUUUGCAUUAGGUCUCACAAUUUUGGUUGGCACAGUCCCUAGCAUUAAGUUGGAUUCAUUGUUAAAGCUGAUUAUUAAUUUGUUGGAGGUCUCUUCUUCCAUGAAGGGUCAGGAGGUUAGGGACUGCUUACUGGGUCGCUUAUUUGCAUAUGGAGCUCUUGCAAGAUCAGGAAAGAUAACUGAAGAAUGGAUCGCAGAUAAUAAUACUCCACUCAUAAAAGAAUUUACAAGUUGCCUUAUUGCCCUUGCUGCUAAGAAGCGGUACUUACAAGAGCCUGCUGUUGUAGUCUUAUUGGAAAUGGUUGGAAAGUUGCCUGUUGAAGCACUGUCAAAUCAUAUUCUUGAAGCACCAGGACUUCAGGAGUGGUUUGAAGGAGCAAUUGAAGUUGGAAAUCCAGACGCCUUACUUUUAGCCCUUAAAAUACAAGAAAAAGUUAGUUUUGACUGUAAAUGUGGGAAACUAUUGCCUUCCCCCUAUAGCAAGAGCGCUCUCUUCGCUGCUGAUCAUUUGUCCAAUAUAGCUGGUUGCUUAAAGGAGUCCACCUUCUGUCAACCACGAGUACAUAGUGUCUGGUCUGUUUUGGUUAGUAAUCUCUUACCUGAUGUUGUACAAGAUUUAGAUUCAGCAUCAGGACUAAUUUCCAUCAAGAAGCACAAAAAAAGUCGCAAGUGUAGCCCAGCUGAAGAAGAUAUGGGGAGAAAUCUUCAGCGCUUCUGUGAAAUAAUAAUUGAAGGGUCACUUUUACCCUCAUCUCAUGAUCGCAAAAAGUUAGCAUUUGAUGUAUUGUUGCUUCUACUGCCAAAGCUUCCUGCUUCAUGUGUGCAUGUUGUAUUGUCUUACAAGGUUGUUCAAUGUUUAAUGGAUAUACUUUCAACAAAAGAUUCUUGGCUUUAUAAAGUUGCACAACAUUUUCUUAAAGAACUGUCAGAAUGGGUAAUGCACGAUGAUGUUCGGAGAGUGGAGGUAAUUGUGGCUCUGCAAAGACACAGCAACGGGAAAUUUGAUUGCAUCACCAGAUCAAAGAUAGUGAAGGAUUUGAUGACGGAUUUUAAAACUGAGUCUGGUUGUAUUCUAUUCAUUCAGAAUUUGAUCACCAUGUUUCUGGAUGAAGGCCAUUCUUCGGAAGAACCUUCAGAUCAGAGUCAAACAACAGAUGAUAAUUCCGAGAUAGGAUCCGUUGAAGAUAAGGAUGCUGUUGGGAUACUAGGAACUUCUGAAUUCCUUAAGAGUUGGAUCGUGGAAUCUCUUCCCAAUAUUGCAAAGCAUAUUAAGCUUGAUCAAGAUGCGAGGUUCCGUGUGCAAAAAGAAGUCCUGAAGUUUCUGGCAGUUCAAGGUCUCUUUUCAUCAUCACUUGGGACUGAAAUAACAUCUUUUGAACUACAGGAAAAGUUUAGAUGGCCAAAAUCAGCCAUUCCUAAUGCUUUGUGCCAGAUGUGUAUUGAGCAGCUACAGUUAUUGCUUGCAAAUGCUCAGAAAGGAGAGGGACCUCAUGCUGUGGCUAGUGGUGUUGAGGCAAAUGAUAUUGGAUCUUAUUUUAUGCGGUUUCUUAGUAUAUUAUGCAACAUUCCUUCAGUUUCUCUAUCAAGGGCCCUAAAUAUUGAUGAUGAAAAAGCAUUCAAGAAACUGCAGGCCAUGGAAAGUCAACUAUCAAGAGAGGAACGCAAUUGUGGUCUUAGCACGGAUUCCAGUAAAUUGCAUGCUCUGAGGUAUUUGCUCAUCCAACUGCUGCUUCAACUCCUACUUCGACCUGGGGAAUUCUUUGAAGCUGCCUCUGAACUUGUCGUGUGUUGUAAAAAAGCCUUUGGCUCUUCUGAUCUUUUAGAGUCCUCUGGAGAAGAUGAACCUGAAGGGGAUGGUGUGCCUGAGUUAAUGGACGUACUCGUUGACACAAUGCUUUCUCUCUUGCCACAGUCAUCAGCUCCCCUGCGAUCUGCCAUUGAGCAGGUUUUCAAAUAUUUUUGUAAUGAUAUCACUGAAGAUGGGUUACUACGGAUGCUGCGGGUCAUAAAAAAAGAUUUAAAGCCAGCUCGACACCAGAAUACAGAUAGUGAAGAUGAAGACGCUGAAGAUGAUCUUCUUGGUGUUGAAGAAGCAGAGGAAUCUGAUGAGGCCGAGACAGGUGAAACUGUUGAGAGCGAUGAGCAGACAGAUGAUUCUGAGGCAGUUGUGGGAGUUGAUGCAGUUACUGCUGAACUACCAGAGGCCUCUGAUGAUGAUUCUGAUGAGGGAAUGGAUGAUGAUGCAAUGUUUCGAAUGGAUACCUAUCUCGCACGAAUAUUCAGGGAAAAGAAGAACCAAGCUGGAGGUGAAACUGCCCAUUCACAGCUUGUGCUCUUUAAGCUUCGUGUUCUGUCUUUGCUGGAGAUUUACCUACAUGAAAAUCCAGGUAAACCACAGGUACUGAAAGUAUUCUCGAACCUGGCUCAAGCAUUUGCUAAUCCACAAACAUCAGAAGGAAGUGAGCAGCUUGGUCAGCGGAUAUGGGGAAUUAUACAAAAGAAGAUAUUUAAAGCUAAGGACUAUCCAAGAGGUGAGUCAGUGCAGCUUGCAGUACUUGAAUCCCUCCUGGAAAAGUACUUGAAGUUGGCAGCAAAGCCAUUCAAGAGAAAGAAAUCUGCUUCUAAUCCAUCAAAGAAGAAACAAUCUGCAUCCUGGAAUCGGCACAAAAUGAUCAAUUCACUUGCUCAAAGUUCAACAUUUUGGAUUCUAAAGAUCAUUGAUGCAAGAAACUUCUCAGAGUCUGAACUGCAGAAGGUUUGUGAUAUAUUCCAGAAUGCCUUAGUGGCCUACUUUGAUAGCAAAAAAUCUCAAAUGAAAUGCGAGUUUCUGAAGGAAAUAUUUAAACGGCGACCUUGGAUUGGUCAACACCUCUUUGGGUUCCUUUUGGAGAAAUGUGGUAGUGCCAAAUCACAGUUCCGGCAAGUUGAAGCCCUUGAAUUGGUGACUGAAAUACUAAAAUCUCACAUUUCUUCCACUACUGAUGAAAGUGCAGAAGAUGCACAAAAGGUGAUGUUGAAAAACCAUCUUCCAAAGCUAUGCGAUUUGGUCAAGCACUUAGUGAUCAAUAUGCCUGAAAAGCAGACCAGAAGAGCUGAUGUGCGUAAAUUCUGUGGCAAGGUAUUCCAGAUUUUGACAACUUAUAAUCUGACCUCUGGUUUUCUUAAAACUUUAGAACCAGAUGGUCGCGCUGCCUGUGAAUCCCAACUUGGCGACAUAUUUCUUGCUCUGAAGAAGCGGGUAGAUUAACAUACUGUUUUUCUUCUGCUGGACAAGCUCUGUUUGGGGCAUUCGUGGAACUCUUGUUUGAAGCUUUCAGGUGUAAAAUGAUCAGAGGCAAGUUCGAUCCUUCUCCAUUGACCUCAUAAGAUGUUUCUCCUGUUGGGAUUUUAUUUGUUAAGGUAUUGGAGUAUUUGUUGAGCCUUUUCAUCUGCAGCUCUCUGUUCUCUUCAAAGUGUUAAUGGCGAACAAGGCAUCAUCAUCCAUUGCAAUCAACAUGCUAUAGGGACCAGCACAAUUUUGAGUAAAAUUAUAGUGUAUGUCUUUUCUUCUAGUGACAUUUUUACGGUUUGACUUUGUAUGAAUAGUUCUCUUCUUCUGUGGCACUAGACACAUUCAUUUUUGUUUUACCUAGUAAUUUUUGUAUUAA
Messenger RNA from Sesamum indicum (sesame), 4369 nucleotides. Its product is annotated as DNA polymerase V family. Gene Ontology annotation, biological process: regulation of DNA-templated transcription. The record is from RefSeq and is a predicted model, not a curated record. Gene Ontology annotation, molecular function: DNA binding; transcription factor binding. Gene Ontology annotation, cellular component: nucleolus. NCBI's taxonomy places the organism in Eukaryota, Viridiplantae, Streptophyta, Magnoliopsida, Lamiales, Pedaliaceae.